AUGGGGCUUGUUUGGCCAUCUAUCGGAGAGUUUAGGAAGUCACAAGAAGUAAUUUUCUGGUUUACUUUCUUACCACCCAUCAGAACACCUCGACCCAUGUCAUCACCCAUCAGAACACCUCGACCCAUGUCAUCACCCAUCAGAACACCUCGACCCAUGUCAUCACCCAUCAGAACACCUCGACCCAUGUCAUCACCCAUCAGAACACCUCGACCCAUGUCAUCACCCAUCAGAACACCUCGACCCAUGUCAUCACCAUCAGAACACCUCGACCCAUGUCAUCACCCAUCAGAACACCUCGACCCAUGUCACCACCCAUCAGAACACCUCGACCCAUGUCAUCACCCAUCAGAACACCUCGACCCAUGUCACCACUUUGUUUUACCUCGACUCCUCAAGCCAUCAAGAACUGCUGGCCAACACAAGCAUCGAAACUGA
Molecule: messenger RNA, 438 nt
Organism: Homarus americanus (American lobster)
Lineage: Eukaryota; Metazoa; Arthropoda; Malacostraca; Decapoda; Nephropidae
Product: myosin light chain kinase, smooth muscle-like
Exons: 2
Coding region: 1-438 (145 amino acids)
Source: RefSeq, a predicted model, not a curated record